AUGUGGUGGUCCAUCGUUUUCAGGUCCUCGCACAACGCCGCCCUUUGCGUCGCGCCGUCGCCGCCGUACACUUGGCUCUCAGGGUCCUACAGCCGAAACGUUGCGUCCGUUAUCAAAUGCAUCAGCUUCGUAAGCGUCAUCUUCUGCCGCUUAAUCAUAGAGAAAUCCUCCACCUCGAAUGCACCCUUCACGGCGGUGAAAGGGCUACCAAUAGAUGCGGUCGAUGGGCCUCGUGCCGCCGCGUCUGCGCCGCAGUCACCACCGACAUGUCCAUCCACGAAGGCUUCGGCGCGUCGCAGGGUUGGCCCCGUUCAUUACACCCCCCCCCCCACCCCACCUCGGACCCCGGCGUGA
Trypanosoma rangeli is the source of this 354-nucleotide messenger RNA. RefSeq lists its product as uncharacterized. The record is from RefSeq and is a predicted model, not a curated record. Bases 1 to 354 code for a protein of 117 amino acids. The transcript has a single exon. Lineage: Eukaryota; Euglenozoa; Kinetoplastea; Trypanosomatida; Trypanosomatidae.